AUGGCCACGCAGUCGCCAGCGCGCGCAAAGCUCGUCGCGCAAAUCAGUCACGCGGAGUACGCUCUUGUCCAUGCCGACGCCAAGUAUCAGGCCAGCCUGAAGCAGCCGUUGAGGUUCGGCACGCCUAGGCCCUAUGCCUCCGACCCGCUGAAGUCGGCGCUGUACGCGGAGCGCGAGGCUGCGUUCAACGUUCUGAAGGAGAAGAAACAAGCCUUGUGGGAUUAUGAUCAUCCCGCCGGCGUCAAGAAUUCUUGGAUCAAGUCGGUCCACGUGCCGAAGCCUGCCACGACUGUUCUGAAGCCUGUGAAGGUCUACGACCUGCCCGCUGCUGGAAAGGAUGAGGACGGCGUCGGAGAGGAUGCUGUCGCGACGAAGGCGGAACUGGUUGUGAAGCAGGAGCUCGACGAGAAGCCGACCCCCAUCACGGAUGUUUCCAGCGAGGAGCUCGACAAGAGGGCGACCCCGGUCAUGGAGACCUCCGUUGAUGAGCCCAAGGAGAAGCCGACCCACGUCGCGGAGCCUCCUGUCGAGGAGUCCGAUGAGGAGCCUAUCCCCAUCACGGAGGCUGCCGUCGCGGACCCCGGUGAGAAGCCGACCCCCGUCUCGGAGGUUUCUAUCGAGGAGCUCAAGGACACGACUCCCCUCGCCAAGGAGAAGACUGCCCCGCGAGGCACGAAGCGUAGCGCCGAGCCGUCGAUCUUCAUGCCCAAGAGUAAGCGCAAGCUCCCGACCCAGCGGCCGAACAGGGCCACGUUCGCCAAAAUCCAAACGCUUGGCGAGGUAAGCUCCUAUGAUCAGCAUCUUGCGAAGGAGCGCGGGAAGCAGGAGGCGAAGAACAGGGGCUGCAGGCGAGCACCGACAGUUGCGGAUGGAGUCUACAGGGCCUCCACCACGCCCUAUAGCGCGAUGCGUCAGCAGGACAUUGUUCAGCGCCAAGUAAAGGACACAUCAGAUCCUAUUUCGACGGAGUUCAACAAGCACGGCAAGAAGCGUGCGCAGGCCAUGGCGGAGAAGAGCGAAAGUUCGCCACAGAGCCCGGCCAACAAGCAUCAGGAGGUUGACAGCCGGGAGGGCGGACUAAUCCAGCCUCUGGGCGCGUCCACCUCCAAGGGCACCAAGCGUUCGUUGUCGGACGCCAAGGCCUCAGACCUUGAUUCCGACACUGAGGGGAGGCAUGCCAAGCGGCUGCGCAGCACUCCAUUGACUCCCAAGAAGGUCUGUAAGCUGCCGAACAACCCCAAGGCUAGGUACUCCCAGCCCUUCAGCCCGCGCCGCCCUGCCAGGCCUACGUACGUUCGACAGUAG
Trichosporon asahii var. asahii CBS 2479 is the source of this 1305-nucleotide messenger RNA. RefSeq lists its product as uncharacterized. The transcript has a single exon. The record is from RefSeq and is a predicted model, not a curated record. Lineage: Eukaryota; Fungi; Basidiomycota; Tremellomycetes; Trichosporonales; Trichosporonaceae. The coding region runs from base 1 to 1305 and encodes 434 amino acids.